This is a messenger RNA of Danio rerio (zebrafish), 2118 nucleotides long. It is a transcript of the gene stk11, whose product is annotated as serine/threonine kinase 11. Gene Ontology annotation, molecular function: protein kinase activity; protein serine/threonine kinase activity; transferase activity. Gene Ontology annotation, biological process: glucose homeostasis; regulation of cell growth; establishment of cell polarity. Gene Ontology annotation, cellular component: cytoplasm; mitochondrion; membrane. NCBI's taxonomy places the organism in Eukaryota, Metazoa, Chordata, Actinopteri, Cypriniformes, Danionidae. The record is from RefSeq and is marked validated.
AAACAAGAUGGCGGCAGCCUUGAAGCAGCAGCAGCUGUGAAGAACAGAAGCGAGAAAACAGAGGAAUAAAGAGCGAAAAAGAAGGAGAAGAACGACUGUGUGUCCGUCAGUGAGCCGAGCGGAGGAGGCCAGCGUCAGGUAUUUUACGUCUCGCACAUGGAUGCAGUUCCCGUAACGCUGAAGUGAAUGUGUGUGCUUCUGCAGAGAUGUCCGGAUCUCCAGUAGUCCCCAGCGUGGGCUAAUCCAACACCAGCUGCAUAUCAUCACAAAACAUUUUUGACUUUAUUUUUGAUUUCUGUGCACGUGAGCCGCGAUGCUGCGCUUUAACAGGCGUUUAUCGGCUAUUAUGCUAUUCUGAUCAUCAUCAUCGAUUAAUACGUUUAUAAUAAAGAUGAGCGUGGGCGCGGAUCUCCAGCAUCUGGAUUACCUGACGGAGAACGAGCUGAUGGGGAUGGACACCUUCAUCCACCGCAUCGACUCCACUGAGGUCAUUUACCAGCCGCGCCGCAAGCGUGCCAAGCUGAUCGGGAAAUACCUGAUGGGGGAUCUGCUGGGCGAGGGGUCUUAUGGAAAGGUGAAGGAGAUGCUGGACUCGGAGACGCUCUGCAGAAGAGCCGUCAAGAUCCUCAAGAAGAAGAAGCUGCGGAGAAUCCCUAAUGGAGAGGCUAACGUCAAGAAGGAGAUUCAGCUGCUCAGACGACUACAGCACAAAAACGUCAUUCAGCUGGUGGACGUGCUGUACAACGAGGAGAAGCAGAAAAUGUAUAUGGUGAUGGAGUAUUGUGUGUGUGGAAUGCAGGAGAUGCUGGACAGUGUUCCAGAGAAGAGGUUUCCAGUAUUUCAAGCUCACGGGUACUUCUGUCAGCUCCUGGAUGGUCUGGAGUAUUUGCACAGCCAGGGAAUCGUCCACAAAGACAUUAAACCUGGGAAUCUGCUGCUCACCACAGACGGAGCGCUCAAGAUCUCUGAUCUGGGGGUGGCAGAGGCGCUGCACCCAUUUGCGAAGGACGACACGUGUCGGACGAGUCAGGGCUCUCCAGCGUUUCAGCCACCAGAGAUCGCCAACGGUCUGGACACGUUUUCAGGGUUUAAGGUGGACAUCUGGUCUGCUGGAGUCACACUAUACAACAUCACCACGAGCCUGUACCCGUUUGAGGGAGACAACAUCUAUAAGCUAUUUGAAAACAUUGGGAAAGGAGAUUACAGCAUCCCGGAGGAGUGCGGCCCGCUGCUCUCAGACCUGCUGAGGGGAAUGCUGGAAUAUGAUCCUGUAAAGAGGUUUUCAAUACAGCGCAUCAGACAGCACAACUGGGUGCGCAAGAAACACGCGGCGUCGGAGCGUCCAGUGCCCAUCCCGCCCAGCGCAGAGACACGGGACCGCUGGCGGAGCAUGACUGUAGUGCCGUACCUGGAGGACCUGCACGGCUACGGGGACGAGGAGGACGAGGAGGAGCUGUUUGAUGGAGAAGAUGACAUCAUAUACACUCAGGACUUCACUGUACCGGGUCAGGUAGCUGAGGAUGAGGAGGAGGAGUGUGCUCCUGAACGCACCUGUGCUGUGGCCAAAGCGGUGUGUGUGAACGGGACGGAGUCUGCAGCGCUGAAGCCCAAAUGUGAGCGUCGCUCCAGCUCCUCCUCCAACCCGUCCCGCAAGGGGCUCUCAGCCGCCAGCAAGAUCCGCAAACUCUCCACCUGCAAACAGCAGUGACACACCCGCUCACCUGCACCAACACCUCUGUACAGGUUUAUGUUGUUUCCCAGAAGUCCAUCCUGAACGCUGUUCCCGACGCACAUUCAGCCAUGAUGAUGAUGAUGAUGAUGAUGAUGAACUCUCAGUGCCAGGACGUUUCCCACAAUCCUCCUCUGUGGCGAGGAUCCUCCACGCGGUUUCUCACGCCUGACUUUAAGUUUAGUUCUAGAGCGUCUUUAAUUUACAGUAACGCCUGAAGAUGCUUGUGUACAGAGAUGAUGAUGAUGAUGAUGAAGCGCUGCAUGCUGACACGCGUUUGGAGGCGACGGACGGACAGACGGACGUUUGGUUCAUUUUCCCCCAUUUGGUUUGUUUUCCCCAAUAAAUAUUUUUUAAGUAUUAUUUAUAUAAAACACAUCCCAACUGAA